This is a messenger RNA of Branchiostoma belcheri (Belcher's lancelet), 1203 nucleotides long. RefSeq lists its product as uncharacterized. Bases 1 to 1203 code for a protein of 400 amino acids. Gene Ontology annotation, cellular component: nucleus. The record is from RefSeq and is a predicted model, not a curated record. Gene Ontology annotation, molecular function: DNA binding. The transcript is spliced from 2 exons. Lineage: Eukaryota; Metazoa; Chordata; Leptocardii; Amphioxiformes; Branchiostomatidae.
AUGAAAGUCAAUCGGGGGAGAGUUCUUGUGCCGAAGGGGGUUAAGGGGGUCCCAUGCAAAAGCUCUGGCACAAAAGACCGUGUAACAUUCCACAUUGCUGUGACUGCAGAAGGUAAAACAUUGGCACCCAUGCUCAUUUACAAGAAGAGCUUUCCCAGUGGAGCGUACACACAAAGUGGUUCGGAUAACACCCUGUACGCAGUGUCGGAGUCGGGGUUCAUGGACAAAGACCUGUUCGAAAAAUGGUUCUGCAACCACUACGUCCGCACCCUCCCUCCGGAUAGGCCAGUACUUCUCCUCCUUGACCAAUGCGAGGCUCACCUAUCAGUAAAGACAAUCCAAACAGCACUAGAUGAAAACAUAAUCUUACUUGGCCUCCCCCCACACACAUCCCAUUUUUUACAGCCCCUGGACAAGACCUGCUUCGGUAGCCUUAAGGACACCUUAGGCUCAAUCGUUCAGGGGCUAAUGUUCGAAAACCCGGACUUUCAGCUGAGCAAACGUAACAUAAGUAAGGUCGUCAAAGCCGCUUAUGAGAAAUCGUUCACCAUGACCACUGUGAAAAAAGGGUUCAAGUCAACGGGGUUGUACCCAUGUGACAAGAAUGCUGUGAGCAAAAGGUGGGUGAAUGUAGGGCAGUCAAUCAUCGAUGUCCCUUCAACGUCUCAAGAAGAUUCCGAAGUCAACAAUGGCACCCAUGUACCAUCAUGCCAGCCCUGCAGGGCCCCAGGAUGCAAGACAUGCGGACCACCUCGCACAAACGUGUUGGUUGGCAGGAUGGUGCCAACCGAGCUGUCGGACCUGCUAGUUCCGCCACAGGUACAAGAGAAGAAGACAAGGGUUUCCAAGGCCAUAAAAACGGCGCGUGUUUUCACAUCGGCGGAAGUUCUACAAGAGCAAGUGGAGAAAAAGAAAAAGAGGGAGGAGAGAUUGGCGAAGAAGAAGAAGAAUGAGACAGGAAAAGCGGAGUUGGGGGAAAAGAGAGAGAAGCAGGAGAAUCAAGUUGAAUCAGAGAGGCCGCCUGCUCAAAAGAAGGGUGCUCAAAAGAAGGGGAAAAAACGCAAGCGAGAAGAGAAGGAGAACGAGGAAUUGCCAGCAGCUUCCCGAACUAUGCUGUCAGCGCACCCAGAGGCAAGCUCCAGCCGAGUCCGCAAGCCGCCAGUCUGGCUUCAGAACUACGUGGUCAAAUCAAAUCUUUAUUGA